Molecule: messenger RNA, 2689 nt
Organism: Prionailurus viverrinus (fishing cat)
Lineage: Eukaryota; Metazoa; Chordata; Mammalia; Carnivora; Felidae
Gene: MAP6D1
Product: MAP6 domain containing 1
Exons: 3
Coding region: 12-587 (191 amino acids)
Biological process (GO): regulation of microtubule cytoskeleton organization; cytoskeleton-dependent intracellular transport; microtubule cytoskeleton organization
Cellular component (GO): microtubule; Golgi-associated vesicle; cis-Golgi network
Molecular function (GO): calmodulin binding; microtubule binding
Source: RefSeq, a predicted model, not a curated record
CCGGGGCCGGCAUGGCGUGGCCCUGCAUCAGCCGCCUCUGCUGCCUGGCGCGGCGCUGGAACCAGCUGGACCGCUCCGACGUGGCGGUGCCGCUGACCCUGCACAACUACUCGGACCUUGAGAGCGAGGAGCCGGGCCCGGGCGGCGGCGCCUCGCGCAGGGGCCCGUCCCCUGCAGGCGCCCGGGACCCUGGCCGGGACGUGCCACUCACUCAGUACCAGCGGGACUUCGGUGUGUGGACGCCCGCGGGGCCCAGGGAUGCGCCGCAAGGGCGGGGGCCCGGUGCGAGCGGCCGCAGGAGCAAGCCCCCCACGGCCCCCAGCCGGGGCGUCUACGUGCUCCCCAUCGGCGACGCGGAUGCGGCUGCAGCGGUGACCACGUCGUACAGACAGGAAUUCCAGGCUUGGACUGGAGUGAAGCCAUCGAGAUCCACAAAGGCAAAACCUGCCACGGUCCUCACAACCCACAGCUCCGGCUGGGACGGCAGCCCUGGGGUCAGCUUCCAGGCUACUGAGGGGAGGAAGAAGUUCACCCCUAACCCGUCAGCCAUCUUUCAUGCUCCUGCUCCCCGGAUCCUCAACGUGUGACUGCCACCAAGGAAGAGUGCCAUAGUGGAGUUGGAACACAGUGCUGCUGAGAUGGGGAAUGGGGUGAGAUCUUGGGACUGGUUCCCUGCUGUCCCAGGGGAAAGGCCUGUCUUUUGCUGCGGGCACCACUCUCCCCCACUGCCACCCGGACUGCAGGCCUGGUGCAGAGCAGAGGUGCAGAUGGACAUGGCCCCACACAGCUGGGCUCUGGGCCUCAACCAUCCUCUUGUUCCUCAAGGCGAGUAUAGAAGGCUUCAGAUCUUUUUUAAAUUGCCUCUUUUGGCCACCCUUCCGUUUUUAAAUCUGAAGAACUUAAGGAUCAAUUCUGCUGUGAACUGAAUUGGUCCACGGGGGCUGAGGACUAGGGACAGAACAGUUGCUCGAAAGAAACCAGUAAGGUCCACCUUCUCGUUUUCCCAGGCCGCAUGGAAACUUUGUAACCUAUGGCCACCCACAGUACUGUCCUUGGAUAUUCCUACAAAUGGCCCCACCAUUCAGGUUGUAGAAGAAAUCUUAGGUAAUCACCUGCAUGUGACUCAUGAUGCUGAGUAACCAGGAUGACAUUUCCAAAAGGUACAGAGUAUCAGUUAUAUGGUUUCAAUUUCAAAGGCAUAUUUUAGAGCCAAGAUGACCCUUACAUUUUAACAAAAGGUUUCUUGUGCUGAGUGCUUUAAGUACUGAGUGAAUGACAUUUAUCUUGGGGCUUCUGAGCCCCAUAGUUUAUUACUAAUUCCAGUUUUUUCCCUUAACAGUGGAUUAGAAGGGAACAUGGUACACACCUGCUAAGCAUUGGGAGCUUUUUGGGGUAAGAAGUGUCAUUAGCCUUACUCCCUGAGAGACUGUAGAGUGUCAUCUCUACCAGCCCCUGGACUCCCACCCUGCUCUCUCAGUCACAGGGAGCUGUGAGGAAGCAGCUGUUGACUUUGGAAAGCUGCCUCCUUUCCCAGUAAGUCCCAGCCCAUGUGGCCACAGGGAGCCAGCCUGGCCCGGGUUUGCACAGCAGGUGGUCAAACCUUUGAAGGGGUUUCUGCCCCUUCUUAUAGAUUAGGGUGCACAAGGUAAUGGCAGUUUUGGGUAAAGGAAACUCAAGGAUUUCCCUUUGGAUCUUUAUCCCGCUCCAGCCCCAAGGGGCUCUGGAGAACAUUUACUUAAGCAGCCUGCAGUGGCACUCAGGUUUCACAGCCCCUGAGAGCUGGAGGGAACCUGGUCCCUCAGAGGGGCUAGCUCUGGCUGGCACAGCCUUCCCUCAGUCCUGCAAAGGAGAUGCUCUGAAUCAUUUUAAAGCCAGAAAACCCAAAUCAUAUGCUUACACAAAGAGUUCCAUUAUUUCAGACUUCAUUGGUUUGCAUGUUAAAGGUUUCUGAGGGAAAAGAGACUGCCUGCUGCUGUGCAUUCUGUGGGAAAUGAACAGAUUAACCGUACAAUCUGAUUUUACUAAAAUGCGAAAAUGCACUGUUAUGGUUUAUUUCCUUAAUUAUAAACAUGGAGCACCUUCUCAUAUGUCUUUAUCCUCCUCUUGGUAAUAAGGACUUUAUCAACUACUGCUGGUUGACCCUUGGAGGCUUGCAAAUCUUAGGGACUCCCCCUUUGGACUGCCCUCCACACUGGCAUUGGAUGCAGUACCUCACGGAGAUCACCACCCUCCCUGCAGCCGAGCCCUGGUGCAGUACCUCAGCAGGGUAAUGGGGGCCUGCCUCUGGAAAGCAUAGUGUGUGCCCAAGGAACCUUUCUGGAAUGUACCAGGACAGCUUUUCACAAAACCCCCAAUCCAAUCAUUGUCCUCACUAUGGUGGAGGAUCUUCAUUAGUAGGAGAUCUGGGUUCUGAAGAAGGAACUUCCUCCACCCAUGCUAGGUCUCAGUAAAGCCUGCCCUCUUGUUACUGGAGUGGCCUUCCAAAGCACCUGAGACCGUAGUCUCAACUGUGUGGUGUCAACCCCCAACAUAUGUCCUACACAUCUAUAUAAACUAGAUAAAGAUAGAAAAAUACAUUGGAAUACUAAUGGUGGUUAUCUUCGGGAAGGGGAAUUAUGGGUAACAAAUUUUUUACACCUUGCUAUAUUUGCUAAAGUUUCUACAUAAGCAUUUUUGUAUUAAUUCUGUA